UGUCAGAUAUUUUAUUUUAUUUACCUAACUUUAUUCCUCUGCCAUUACUAUCUGGAAAAGAAGAAUAAAAAGCUUAUGUAACUCCCACCCCAACAAUAGAACAUGCCUUACCACAUGUUCUUCCCUGUUUUUCCUUGUGCUAAGACUUUGCAGUUUCACUCAACCUUUGCUUAAGAUCUCGGUCAUCUUCUUCUAUGAUGGAUGAUAAAAGGGAAAAUGCAUCUUGAGAUUCAGAUUUAGUCAUAUCUACAGAGAUUACAGAGCUUGGUUUUGUGUUGUUGCUCUUUUGUUUUUUUAUUAAAGAGCAACAACCAUGUCCAUGGGAGAUGAGAAACAGUGUUGUGAGAUGAAGAACAAAAUGAUGCUAUUCGCUUUGCUGAUUAGGAGAAUCUUUGAUGAAGAGAAGGGUAAUCUUCUUCAGAGGCUAGAGGAUGCCAACAGUGAGAUUACAGAGCUGAAGAAACUGAGAAACCAAGAUGCAAAAGCUAACGAGAAGGUAAUUAGCAUAAUCGCGUCUCAAAAACAGAACUGGUUAAAGGAGAAAUACAGACUAAGGCUGCAGGUUGAAGCUCUGAUGAGGGAGCUAAGGAACAUGGAGAAGAGGAAGAGAACAAGCUUAUCUGAGUUGCAAGAAAGACUAAAAGAAAAGGAUGGUUUAGUGCAAUCCAAAGAUAAAGAAAUUGAAGAAGAGAAGCUUAAACGCCAAGAGGUAGAGGAGAAGCUGGUCAAGUCAGAGAAAGAAGUUCAAGAAUUGAGGGAAAUGAAAGAGAGAGAUGUGAAAGAACAUUCCUCUGAGCUAUGGAGGCAAAAGAAGACAUUCCUCGAGCUUGCUUCUAGCCAGAGACAACUUGAAGCUGAACUGAGUCGUGCGAAUAAGCAAAUCGAUGCUAAAAGACAUGAAGUUGAAGACUUGUCUUUAGAAAUGGUCAAGAUGAGAAAAGAUUUGGAAGCAAAAGAUCGAAUAUUGGCGGCUUUGUUGAAGAAGUCAAAACUGGAUAUAGCCGAGAUGCAUACAUUGCUUAUGGAGGCUAAAAUGAAGCAAGAUGAAGAUGAAGCAAAGAGUUGGAGAUCAAACUCAAAGUCAAGACGGUCACUAAGAAGCAUGUUUGCUUUCGAAACCACAAGUAAGCCUACUAAAACCAACAGUGUUGGUUCCAUUACUCACAUUGAUGAACAUGUGGAAUGGAAUAAAGAUCCUAAUGUCGUCCCAGAGAUCAUGGGUUCCUACUCUAAUGAUGAUUUCAGUGAACUUGGUAAUGGAGUGGUGCAUUUUGAAGGAGCCAAUGGAGUUGCAAGGAAGCGUGAGAACAUGAGUUUUGGUGAAGAAGAUUUUUGUAUAAGAGUGAUAGGGAAGAAGCAAGAGAUAGAGAUAGGGGUUUUGCCAGAGCAUGAAAAGAUUGAAGCUUUGUGUUUGCAUCUGAUGAACUCUGAGUUAGAAUCAAACCGGUUGAGAUCUUGUAUAGAAGGACAGAGCCAAGAAAUGUCACAGUCGAGACACAACAACACAAAAGUGGAAGAAUCUGUUGCUAUGAGGAAACAACAUUUCAAGACACAGCUAAAAAGCUUCAUGUCCCACAAGAACAACACGAGUUAUAGAAGAAAGAACACAAAAGCAGAAGAACUACAAGUGCAAGAAAGAGUAUUUGGACCAAAGGAAGGUUCUAAGGAACAUGCGACGGAGAAAGGAAGGGAAUCAUAUUCUCCUGAUGAACUGAGACAUUUAACUUUGAAAGCUGCUCAAUCUGAUGCUGAAGAAGAAUCUGAAAAGGACACUCUCUUAACAGAGAAUGGAAAAGCAGAUGGUAAGGAGGAGAGUGAGAGCCAGCCAUCAAGCACAAACAAUCCACCUUGGAGAAUGGAUCUUCAUGCUCUUGGAGUCUCGUUCAAGAUCAAAAGGCUGAGACAACAGCUGAUGAUGCUUGAAAGAUACAUCGGCAAACAAGAGAGCCAAGAGAUUGACAAGAUCAGCAGCAGUGAUACCGGGAAAAGGGCUUUGUUAUUGCUCAUUACACUGCUCAACAAACAAGUCACUAGGUAUCAAUCACUUCAAGAGAAGAUUGAUGGUAUCUGCGAAAAAAUGCAUGUGAACGACACAGGAAAGACAUCACUAGAGCAUUUCUUAGAUGAGACAUUUCAGCUGCAAAGAUACAUAGUGGCAACAGGACAGAAACUAAUGGAGAUCCAGUCCAAGAUCACUUCCGGGUUUGUAGAGGUUCUAGUAGGCUUCAUCACUACUGAAUCAUCCUCUGCCAGUAGCAGCUUUGAUCCAGAACGUUUUGCAGAAAGCAUUAGAAGUCUGUUUCAGGAAGUGCAGAGAGGGCUUGAGGUUAGGAUAUCUCGAAUCAUAGGUGAUCUUGGAGGGACACUAGCUCGUGAGGGAAUGAUACAUUUGAAGCGACGGGAAGACGGCGUUCAACGACUAUGAGUACCUACUACACUACAUGUAAAUCUUUUUUACAAUUCCACUUCAGCUCUUCUUACGGUUAAUGAGAAGCCUUUUAGGUUUUGUUUGUAUAUAGAAAUUCACUUAUUUUUAAUCGUUUUUUAGCUUUAGUCUCCGUAAAGAUGUAGGAAGAAACAUUCUCCAUUUCGAUAAACUUGUAUGUUCUUUACAUCAUAUAGUAAAAUCAUUAUUACUGAGUUUU
This is a messenger RNA of Brassica oleracea var. oleracea, 2645 nucleotides long. Its product is annotated as golgin subfamily A member 6-like protein 22. Bases 314 to 2425 code for a protein of 703 amino acids. The record is from RefSeq and is a predicted model, not a curated record. Lineage: Eukaryota; Viridiplantae; Streptophyta; Magnoliopsida; Brassicales; Brassicaceae. The transcript has 3 exons.